Messenger RNA from Aspergillus sclerotioniger CBS 115572, 1616 nucleotides. RefSeq names its product putative pectin methylesterase (gene pmeA). The record is from RefSeq and is a predicted model, not a curated record. Lineage: Eukaryota; Fungi; Ascomycota; Eurotiomycetes; Eurotiales; Aspergillaceae. The coding region runs from base 438 to 1421 and encodes 327 amino acids. Gene Ontology annotation, biological process: cell wall modification. Gene Ontology annotation, molecular function: pectinesterase activity. The transcript is spliced from 3 exons.
CAUUGUCGAUCCGGAUAAAUUGCGAGGGCCAGAGCUGGCCCUCCCCCCUGGGCCAUGGAGCUCCUUGCAGCUCCCUGAUGGAACCCCGCCGUUGAUUCUUCACGGACGGCCGUCGGGGUGGCCGGAGCGUUCCUGAGAGGGGCUGAUCCCAUGUGAAACACGGCCGUGAGCCGUGUCUAUUCAUGGAAUUGUGGGGAUAAUUCUCCGGCAAUGGCGUCCCUUGGCGCUUGGCAGCUGUCAAACCACUCGGUGUUCCUGCAGCAGGAAUCGUCACCGGGUCCUCCGGAAAUGUCCAGACAACGGUCGAGGCCUUGCUGCGUGGUCUCCCGCAGGAGGAUAUAUAGUCACCUGGGAGCCUGCAAAUCUAUUCCCUCUUCUGGGAUACUGCGCAUCAGUUCCUUCUCGCUGCAUCAUACCAAACCUGCAAGAAGAUCCCAAUGCAUACAUCAUAUCUCCUGAGUGCCCUUGUCGGGCUGGCUGUCACGGCGACCGGAGCUCCCACGGACACCCUCAAGAGGAGGGAGAGCCGGACGAGCGCCCCUUCGGGCUGUUUGACGGUCGGCUCGGAUGGCACCUACUCCACCAUUGGAGACGCGCUUGAUGCCCUGGGCUCUUCCACAUCGUCGGCCUGCAUUUAUAUUGCCAGCGGCACAUAUGAGGAGCAGCUCACCAUCGACUACGCGGGAAGCCUGACCAUCUACGGCGAGACCACCGACACCGCCACGUACAAGGAUAAUGUGGUUACUAUCACCCACACUAUCUCGUCCGAGGAUGCAGGUUCCCUCGACAAGAGCGCCACGGUGAACGUGGUCUCCGAUGGGUUUAGCAUGUACAAUGUCAACGUGGAGAAUGGAUAUGGCAAGGGGGAACAAGCUGUCGCUCUGGUCGGAAACGCGGAUGAGCUGGCCUUCUAUGGCUGUCAGUUCAUCGGGUAUCAGGAUACCUUGUAUGUGAAGGCCGGCACGCAGUAUUACUCUAAGUGCAUGAUUGAGGGUGCUGUUGACUACAUCUUCGGGGAUGCAUCUGUCUGGUUUGGCGACUGUGACAUUGUUUCGAACGGUGCCGGUGCCAUCACGGCCUCCUCCCGCGAGACUACCUCCGACUCGGGCUGGUACGCGAUCGACAACUGCAACAUCAAGGCUGCGUCGGGAGUCUCCCUCAGCGAGCAAGUCUAUCUCGGUCGGCCUUGGCGGGUUCUGGCUCGUGUUAUUUACCAAAACUCGGUCCUGUCGGAUAUCAUCAACCCCAAGGGAUGGACGACCAUGGCCGAGGGAGCGACUCCGCUGUACUAUGAGUACAACAACUCCGGGGCGGGAUCGAGCACGUCAGAGCGGGAGUAUGAGACUUCGAUCUCGGCGGCGGUGGACAUGACCACCGUCCUGGGUUCGACGUGGGGGGAUUGGAUUGAUCGCAGCUACUAGCUGGGGGCUCAAAAUCGAGACGAGCACCUCAUCCGAAGGUUAAUGAGACCAUCGGCAGAUCACCCGGCCGAGAGGACAUGGUCCCUGCACGCUUCUCUGCCUGGCCCUGUCUUUAUCGAUACUCUUUUGAUUUGACCACAAUCAUCAUCUACCGGCCUUUGUGCCUUGAAUUUAAACUCUACUUGAUUCGUAGGC